Danaus plexippus (monarch butterfly) is the source of this 5537-nucleotide messenger RNA. RefSeq names its product cell adhesion molecule Dscam2-like. Lineage: Eukaryota; Metazoa; Arthropoda; Insecta; Lepidoptera; Nymphalidae. The record is from RefSeq and is a predicted model, not a curated record. Bases 39 to 4316 code for a protein of 1425 amino acids. Gene Ontology annotation, molecular function: protein binding. The transcript is spliced from 33 exons. Gene Ontology annotation, biological process: axon guidance; cell-cell adhesion. Gene Ontology annotation, cellular component: axon; plasma membrane.
AAGAAAAAUUAAGGCACAUACCGAGUAGAGAGUCACAAAUGGAUCUCAUGAAUCUUUUCCGAAAAGAAAAUACACAUGGUCAACGCUGUUGCAGCUCAAACACAGGAUCCACAACCAAAGCACUAUUCGGAUCAAAUCAGCGACAUUCACUAAAACAUUUAGACAAAAGAAGACGAUUACGUCGAGCUCUCACAGAUAAUAGGCUGGUUAUAACCCAACAUUUUACUGAGCGAACCGUAACUCCAGGUGGUGAUAUAAGUAUGCAAUGUGCUGCCACUGGAGAUAGACCUCCACAGUUUGUUUGGGAGCGAGAUGGAGUUGCUGUAUCAAGCAACACAGAUCCUAGGUAUGCGUUGGGACAAAUUAUGACGGCAGAUAACUCUGUAAUAGCCCAACUCAAUAUAACCAGAGUCCGAGUGGAAGAUGGCGGAUUGUACGCUUGUAUAGCGAAGGAAGGUGAACAUUCAGCCAGCAGUGAAAACAGACUGGACGUUUAUGGUCCACCUUACAUUCGGUCACUACCACCAAUUAAGGCCCAAAGCGGUGAAUCAAUAAAUCUUAGAUGUCCAUUCUAUGGAUAUCCCAUAAGCAAAAUCGAUUGGGAACACAAAGGCAAAACGGUUAACCUAAACAGUCUUUUUCAAUCACGUUACAAAAGAACACAAAAUCACCAAAAAAGAAAAUCAAGAAGAAGCAUUGUCAAUAUACACGGAGUAUUGACGAUUCCUGAAGUAAAUAAAGAAGAUAAUGGAGCUGUUUAUACUUGUAUAGUGACAUCGCCGUCUGGUGAAAUGGCUAGACGAUCGUUUGAAAUACAAGUUAUAGAGGCACCCAUUUUGGAGGAUUUACUUCUUGGUAAUAACCUACAGGAAGGACAAAUAGUAAAUAUUUAUUGCAACGUACGAAGCGGUGAUUUACCAAUACAUUUCGAAUGGUUAAAAGACGGAAAAAGAAUUUCAAGCAAUUUGAAGGUAAUCGAAAGAAGUUCGGAAUUAUUCAGUGCACUGGUUAUCAAGAAAGUUGCGUUGGAACAUUGUGGUACAUACACUUGCGUAGCGUCGAACCACGUAGCCAAGGUCAAUAAGUCCACGGAAUUAUAUAUCAAAGUUGCACCGAAAUGGCUAGAAGAACCUUCAAAUUCGUCUCUUUUGCUCGGAAGAAAAGGCAUUGUAUCUUGCAGCGCGAGCGGCUAUCCACAGCCACAAGUACAUUGGAUGAAAAAAGAUGCUCUUCUUGGUACUUGGCAACCUGUCCUUGAACUAGCUGGAGGAGGGAUCCUAAGUCUUCCCAACGGAAGUCUUGUCAUUGAAGAAGUUUCCUUGACAGACGAGGGCUUGUAUUCAUGUAAUGUGGAAAAUGGUGUUGGAACACCACUGAGCAAAACUGUCUGGAUGACAGUGAAUAAACCAGUGCACUUUGACACGUCAUCAGCUAAUGUAACAUCACGACUGGGCCACGCCGUCUCUUUGGAAUGUCGCGCGCUUGGUGAUGACCCUAUCAGAAUCACAUGGAACCAUAAUGGAAACAAUAUAGACUUUCAGAGUCACAGAGCAAAGCACUCAGAGACAAAAACCUCGCUUGGUGUUACCAGCACCAUAAACAUACAGUAUUCAGAAACAGCUGACGCUGGCUUCUAUCAAUGUCGAGCGAGCAAUCCGUAUGGAUCGGCUAGCUUCAACACAUUCCUUACCAUAUUAGAACCCCCCACCUCUCCCUCCGAACUCAGGGUAGAGACAGUUCGAUCUCGUACAGCAUCAGUGUCAUGGCGGGACGGGGCGCACGCUGAGUAUUACACAUUGCAACACACGCCUGCUCAUUACGCUGAUGACUGGGAAUACGCCGUUAGUCUUAAUAUUACAAGGAAAGGCAACGACAUUCGUCAAACGAUAGAGCUACAAAACAUCAGACCAGCGACGGCUUACGCGGUGCGAGUAGCGACUGGUAACGAAGUGGGUGUCAGUCGUUUCACAACGCCUGUACAUUUUACAACACACGAGGAAGCUCCAUCUUCAACACCAAUUAAUAUACAAAUUGAACAAACUGAAAAUCCUGGCGAACUGUUUGUCUCCUGGCUGCCUCCACCCAAAGACACUCACAACGGCAUCAUAACAGGAUACCACGUGAAGGCUGUUCCACAACAAGGUUCCCCUAUUUUAGCAGAUACUGAUACAAGGACUUUGAAAGUUUCAAAGUUAUCCGGAAAACAAGAGACUGUCAUCAGUGGUCUACUCAAAAAUACCAGAUACGCUGUCUCCAUAUCAGCUUUCAACAGUGCCGGAUCAGGUCCAUUUUCGAUUCCAGUAUUUCAAGAUACUAUGGAAGGAGCUCCCGAAAUCGCUCCAUCAUCAGUUGAGUGUACGGCCGUAUCAUCAUCGUCACUGCGCGUCGGCUGGCAGCCCAUAGCAAUACACGAACAGGGAAGUUCUUUGAUCGGUUACUCCAUUCUGUAUGGAACUGAAGAAAGCUCUUGGCAGAACCAAACUUCUCUCCACACUGAAAUUUAUCUUCAAGGUCUUUCUAAAUACAGCAACUACACGAUAAAAGUUGCAGGUUUUUCCAACUACGGUGCCGGGCCGUUCUCGUUCCCAAUAGUUUGCACUACGUUACAGGAUGUUCCUGAUCCACCUUCAGAUAUCAAAGUACUUAUCCUAUCAUCCACGUCACUGUUGGUCAGUUGGAAGAAGCCGGAACAUGCUAACGGGGAACUUUUAUAUUAUACGGUUUAUGUGAAACCAACUUCAGGCACUGGUCCACCUCUAACGAGUCGUGUGGAUCCUUCUCGGACGACAGCUGAUAUCAAGGAGUUGACGAGCGGAAGGUCGUAUGAAGUGUGGGUGACUGGAAGUACCGCGGCUGGUGAGGGCGCACCUAGUAGGAGAGCCUCACAUACACCCGCUAAUAGAGUUGUGGCAGGUGUUGCAUCAUUAGGUGGCACCAUAUCAGUGGGAGUGGGUUCAUCCUUACUACUCGUGUGUCAGUGUAUCGGAGUACCACCACCUCGCACUGUGUGGUACCACAAACAUAAUAUAAUAACUCACCAUCCAAGAUUCACGAGAAAUCAUGACGACAGCUUGCUGAUUAACAAUAUAGACCAAUCCCUGAGUGGGAACUACACGUGUCUUGCAAAGAAUCUUUAUGGUUCUGAUUCAGUGGAGUACACCGUUGUAGUUCUUCCGCUGCCCGAAGCACCAACACUACGAGCCACGCCAUAUAAAGACUCCAUACUAGUUGAAUGGGAACAACCUUACUAUAGCAUCAGUAACCGUAGCUCGAGCCAGAAGAUUACUUAUAGCCUAACAUGGAAAGAAGCAAGCGGUCCGUGGCAAGAAGUAUGGUCACCGAAUAAAGUACCUAAUAAAUUAUCCAACCUCUCUGGGGUUCAAAAGCAUGCGCUAACUGGCCUUAAAUGUGGUACAAAAUAUUCAUUGAGGAUCACAGCUACUAACAAAGUUGGGACAUCACAACCAGCUUAUUUGGAUGUCAGCACGCUGGGCGGACCUCCCAUUGCGCCUACCUCAACGGAGUGGUUCUGGAGCAAUUGUUCCCACGUGUUUAUCCAGGCUGCUGGUUGGGAUGAUGCGGGAUGUGAGCUCAGAACGUUGGAGUUGGAACAUCGAGCUCUCGGAGCCAGGAGUUGGAUGAGACCUAUCAAUAUAUUGUCGUACACGGGCUAUCCCUACCAGUAUCGAGGAUCCUUCGCUCUGUCAGGAUUGUCCCCUGGGACAUGGUACGUCCUCCGAAUCACCGCCACCAACGAGGCUGGUAGCGUUACCACCGUCUACAACUACGCCACUAAAAACGAGGAUGGCAGUGAAGUUGGUCCACCGUCGGAAAUCUUUGACAUCAACAUGCUCGUGAUAGUCCUAAGCUCAAUUCUCCUAGCCGUCUGUCUCAUCUGCUGCGUUUAUAUUCUGGUUAAGAGACAACGUAAUGGCAACUUAACGGAAUACCGUGACUCAAUAACAGUCGACAAAUCUGAGAGUGGCAACAUAACAGCAAACACGUCACACAGUAAUCUAGCGAAUGUCAAAGAGAAUGCUAUGAACGCUCAGAACAGAAUAUACAGCGCUCCAAUACAUGUUAGGAAUAAUAGCAAACAUGAAUUAUAUGAGAUAAGUCCUUACGCCCAAUUCGCUGUCGGCUUUCGAACGUUCGGUCACGCUGAAAACAAUGAUGUUCCACGACAUAUCAAACACAGAUACGAUACAGAAACGAGCUUUCAAGUUUGCUCUGAGUCAGAGGACAGUGACAGCAUAUCAAAAUCAACCCUGAAGAGCGUACCGAGAAAAGCGUGUCGCUUGCCGCAUCAUAGGUAACUAGAUAGAGCAAUCUAGGAAUCAAAUUCCACGGACCAUGUAUAUUUUCAAUGUAAAUAAAUACACUUUGUUUAGAAACAAGGUUAUCUAAUCUUCUUUUAAGGCAAAACCGGCGUAAUGUUUUUUUUCACAUCAGUGUCUAGUCUAUUUAGAAAAUGGCUUUGCUGAUAAUGUUUUCCCUGUGUCAUUCAAUGUCACUUUUGCUGUCAUCUUUAUUGCUAUUCGAUGAGGUAUGUUUAUAUUUAAAACUUAUCAAAAUAUAUGUAUUAAGAUAAACAUCUGUUAAUAUCGGUUAUGUGAUUUUAAAAUAUUUAAGCUUCAUUCAUCUUCUUUUAUGAUAAUAAAAAUAAAUUUUAGUUAUUGUUAAUUUAUGAUUUUGUAAAUAGUAUUUGAUAAUUCAUUGUACCGUAAUAGCCAGUUUGUAAAAAUUUACUCUAUGAUAAUUCAUAAUUAUUAAAAAUAUAUAGGUUUGGUCAUAUUUAUAAGCUUAUUUCCGCCUGAUUUUUUAUCUGUACUAAAAUUUUGACUUUUAGCAACUGUAGUAAAUAUUUCAAACGCAGAAUCGAAACUGUUUGUUACUUAUAUCUUAUAGUUUUUAAUGUUCAUAGCAAGUGUUCGAUAGAUAUAAUGUCUAAUAUUAUAUUGUCAGAUAUUCUUCGUGAAUUUUAAAUAAUUGUUUUAGUGUGAUGUGUUAUUUAAGUUAUGACAAUGUCUUUAAACUCGAUUCUCUGUAGAUUGCCUCUGUAAGUCGUUAUAUUUUUAACACAACCGAAAAAUAAAUAUCGCUUAAUUGUUUUUUAGAAGUAUUCUCCAAAAAUCUUAUGAUUUUAUUAGAGGAGUUGUAAGGAUUGCAAGAGUAAUUUAAUAAGCUAUACUGAAUCAAUUGAAUUCUAAAAUAUCUUAUUAUUAAUUAUAGAAUACUUCUUGUAUUAACUCAAACGCUUGGUAGUUUAAUCGAUGAAGUUGUAUUUUGUGUUAUUCCAUUUAAUUUCUGUACCGUAACCAAAUAUUUCUCAUAGUGAAAUUUACAUCAAUUUUAUUCAAUAUGAAUUUUGUAUAAUAUCUAAGUUUACAUUUUCAGAUAAUAUCAACUGUAAGAUGUUAGCCAAAUAUAUCGUCAGUUUUAUAAACUUGUAGCGGAUUUAAAUAAUCUGCGGGAAGACUGAUUAUUCAUUUUAGCGUUCGUUUAUAUAGUAAUAAUAAAUGUUACAUAAAUUUAAA